GUCCUGUCGUAUGUACCUACUUGCUCCCUCCUUGCCAGCAUCCCGUACAUACCGACCGUCCUGAGGUGCUACCAGCGUUUCCCCCCAAGGCAUUCAAAACUAUCGGCGCGCCCACAUCGCCGUGCACUUGUGUCCUCCCCCCUUCCCUUUCCUCUUGCUCUAUCGAACUAUCGCCGCCGCCAUGUUCGAUUCCAAGGUCUAAAUUUGUACGACAGCGACUCUCCGAAGUCUGCUCGACGUGCCUCCUCUCAGGAACACCUGGGACGAGAUUCAAGACCAACUCUCCGCUUAUUCUUUUGUCACCUGGAUUUAGUCGUUGUGUUGCAACUCCCGCUCUCCUCUCCUCUCGCCUCGGCAUCAAUCAGUCACUCCUCGUGUUCUAAUCUGCCGGAUCCCUCACUCACUUCCAAAGAGUCAUCUCGGUCUACCACCACCCCCCUUCCCUUUGGGUCACGUUACUCAUCCCGCCAACAUCGCCACAAAUCCUCAACAUCAGACACGCGACACACGACGACGACACGUCCAACCCUCGCCCAUCCCUAGGUUUCCUUGUUUGUACCGCAGCGGCAUUCACUUGUUCCUUGCGACUAACAAAGGAUCAACCUACGGAUACAUCCCGUUUUCAACCACCUAGCUACCAGCAGCAGCCAGGCAAAGCAGGCUUUCAACUCCCUUUUACGCUGGUAUAUUUUGAGAUCGCACUCCAGCUUCAAUCGAGUCACACGCGCCUUCCUCGUCGAAAACCCGACGAAGUCCCUCUGCUGCCUACCUUCCUACAGCGUUUCCGCGCACCCCAUCUCUCUCAAAGUUACUCAUUAUUUCUUGCCUUCAAAACCCCCCCAAUACUCUGUAAUCACAUUACAGCUCUUACCUUAUACUCACUCUUUUAAUCAUUUGCUUCGGCAAGGCUACGACAACAACUCAGACGACGAUACGACUCAUCUUUCCAACCUGGUGCCUCUGUCGACUCAGCUGGUCCAGCACUCCCUUUGCCACCCUCCUCUGUAGUUGCCAAGAGCCAUCUCCAUCCGGGGGACUCUCAGCACUGCCUACACAGGAACCGCCCACCCUCCACUUCGGUUAGAUGCAUUAAACCAACGAUGCCUCUUCGAAUUACAAAAUCUACUCCAGUCGCCCGUCUUGUUUCGUCUUCCGGUUUGAUCGUUCGUGUAAAGUCGGUUUUGGACACUUGCGUCUAGAAACCGCCUUCCUAUCUACAACUCUCAAGGACUUUACCGCAGUUAUCAUUUGCUGCAGUGAGGUUCGCGUUUUCGAUACGGCAUCACGAUCUGCUCAUACAAACCCUUUUCCCUAAACGGUUUACCCGGUUGACUUAACUUGACGGCGACUGGAGGUACAUCCUUCGAAUCUCCAAACCCCCAAACACACCCCCCCCACACGCCUUAUAUCCAAGAUGAAGUACGUCGAAGAUGAUUCGUCGGCUUUCGUCAGCACCUACCGAAACGACACCUACAGCUCCUCCCUCGAAUCCUUGACCUCCGUCUCGUCCGGUUCGGUUUGGUCUGCAGCUUCCUCCCAAUCCUCCACUUCGACCUCCCCCACCAACACAUCCGAUUCCGGCUCGGCCGAUUCGUACUCUUUGUCGCGAUCUUCGGCUGCGUGCGACGCUGCCGCUAGAUUCACGAGCCUCUGGACCAAACAGCCUGCACAGCAAGCCCCUGUUGCUCUUCCCCAAGACUUGCGACAGAAUCCCAGACGGACCAGCGCAAGCAACACUCGCUCUGGUGCCCCCCCGACUUUGGUCCGACAGGCCGAGCGCAAGGUCAACUUUGUCGACAACCUCGUCGAUUCUUCGACUCAGAUUGUUGAGGCCAUCUGGCCCCUCUCUUCUGUCGUUUGCCGCAAUGAGCUCGGAAGCAAGGCGGUGCUGCCGCUGCGUACCUUUAUCCAGGAAACCCUGCGUCGCUCGCGCACUAGCUACUCUACCCUGCAAGUUGCCCUGUACUAUCUGAUUCUGAUCAAGCCCCAUGUCCCCAAACACGAUUUCACCAUGGAACAACCCGACGACAAACAUGAAUGCCGCGCGCUUCAGUGUGGCCGUCGCAUGUUCCUUGCCGCGCUUAUCCUCGCUUCCAAGUAUCUUCAAGACCGUAACUAUUCCGCCCGAGCAUGGAGCAAGAUUUCAGGCCUCAACACGGCAGAAAUCAACCAGAACGAGAUUGCUUUUUUGCUGGCCGUCAACUGGAAAUUGCACAUCACCGACGAAGUCUUCCAGCGAUGGACCGAAAUUGUUCUCAAGUACACACCCCCGUCCCCCCCUGCACCAGGUACUUCGGCCCAGUGGUACGCGCAGCAGAGCUCGAACUGGAAGAUGGUCAUUCUCAAGUUGAACCCCGAGCUGGACAACAUCGAAGGCUUGAUUCCUAUGGCGCAUGCCAACCACACCCCCCGCAGCUUUCCCCGGCAACGCACCAUGCUGUCGGCGGCUCGGGAUGCCCUCCCUGCAACCGGCGCCUGUGACUUAGCCUACAACUCGGCAGAGCUCACCCCUACACUGAGAUCCUAUCAAACCCCGACUAUCAUGGAGCCUACUCCGGCUACUGCUUACACUCCGGGUCGGCUGGCUCCCGCCCUCGGUCUUCUUCCCACUCCCCGCCUUACGCCUCAGUCGAGCGGAUACAACACUCCUGCUGUGAGUGGUGCAUCACACCUCGUUGGCAAAGGCAACGCGAUGGGUCUCGCCAUGGCUCAGGCCUCCUGCGUCACUGCCACCCAGUGUCUGGAUCGCUGGUCUUCCGUUCUGAAUAACUCGUCGCCACAGGGGUAUUGUCCCGUUCGCCGAUCUUCUCUCGCCACCUCAAUCUCGACUGCUUCUUCUCCCGAAUCGAUGGUUUCCGACUCGUCGCGAACCUCGCGCUCUUCCUCCAUCUCAUCCGCCUCGUCACUGGCUAGCGCGCCGGCUCCCAACUUGGGUGUCCAGGCGCGAUUCCGGUCUGCGAAGCUGUGCAGUGAGAGGUCGAGCCUGAGACCGACGAUCGCCUCGGUCCCUGAAGAUUACGAAGAGAAUUGCAUUACGUCAUCGCCUGAGUCUUACACCGGCCCGGUGGGAAGACUGGGCGAUAUGUCGUUGGACACUCCCUUGGCUCCAAGAGAAAGCGAACUGGAGGACAUGGUCCACGACCCCGCGAAUGAUGCUGCACGAGCGCUUCAAGAACUACAAAAUUACCGCUCUGACGAUACCACCCCAGUUGGUAUGACUUCGCGCAAGCGCGCUCGCGGUGUCUCUAUCAUUGAUGCCUCCCUCCAAGAGAACGUUCGCGACAUGUUGUCAGGCAAUUACUCUGGCAAGCAGUGGGCUCAGUCUCUGGUUCGCCCCAGGACUACCCAUUUAGUUAUGAACGAGCGAGGCUCCCCUCGCAAGCGCGUAUGUUGCGACAACGAAGCGACGCCUGGUUACGAAACUGCCCUUCACUCCAUCGAUGGAUACCGCGGACCGGGCAUGUGGGAUGGGAUCCUCAACUAAGCACACCUUGUGCGACUUUCCCGAGAUACCCCAACGGUCAACCGUCAAACACAACUUGACCUUCUUGUGCAAUAUCCUUUUUCCUUUGUCAAAACGAAACCAUCACGGGGCGGCGGGGAAUGGAAAGAGCUUUUGAUACCACCUAGCGGUUCAUCGAGUCUUUAGAACAGCUUAGAUGGCGUCAGGGCACGGCACGAAAAGCGUGGUAAUCUUGCAUGCAUCAUCAGAGGACACAGGCAUUUGGGAGGUGGAUGGCGAAGUGGGUCUUUUGGCGGACAUUUGCCGCGCGCUUGUGUUUGUACGAUCACCUGCUGAAGAAGAGAGUUGAUUUUACGUUUAUUUUUUGUUGUUGAAUUUCUCUGCGUUUGUUAGCCCGACGAAACCCGGUUUGCGGUCAAGCCUCUUGGACGGAGAUGGGUCUUGCGAGUUGAACCGCCCGCGUUCAGAGUAUGGUAAUGUGCGAUUGGGUGCUCGACGGGAGAUCCGAAAGGGGCGACCAGAACGAGUCGGAUGAGACACAUAUCAUCCGCUGCGCGUGGAGACAAAGUCACCCGCCGCGGUCAUCGAACAUUUUCAUAAGAAGGACACAGCACGUGUUAUUACAACUUCAAGGAAAGCGAUGAGGCUAGAUUCGAGAGAUUCAUAGCUAGCUUUUUGACCACGACACAAGUUGUUGCUCUGUCCGGCCUAUCAAUUCAAAUCCACCAGAUCUGGAACCGAGUUUUCUGUUGUAUUUGCCCCUCUUGCGCUGGAAACAGCCUCAUUGAACUGUAUGCUGUAAAAGGGGACAGUCAGCGACCCAAUCUGCUCAGUGCUUACUUGAUAUAACGGAGAACUUAGAUACAUGCGCUCAGCAAAGUCGGUGGCGGCCUGCUGUGAAGGGCUGCCAGAAUUCUUGUGCGAAAUGGAGACGACGAUGAGGGCCUGAAUGUUUGGGCUCGCAGUGAACAGUCCGAUGACGGAGACAAGCAGAGUCAACACAUUUCAGGCCCGGCUUUGUUGGACC
Colletotrichum destructivum is the source of this 4490-nucleotide messenger RNA. RefSeq names its product Putative cyclin PHO80. Gene Ontology annotation, biological process: regulation of cyclin-dependent protein serine/threonine kinase activity. Gene Ontology annotation, cellular component: cyclin-dependent protein kinase holoenzyme complex; nucleus. NCBI's taxonomy places the organism in Eukaryota, Fungi, Ascomycota, Sordariomycetes, Glomerellales, Glomerellaceae. Gene Ontology annotation, molecular function: cyclin-dependent protein serine/threonine kinase regulator activity; protein kinase binding. The record is from RefSeq and is a predicted model, not a curated record. The coding region runs from base 1415 to 3484 and encodes 689 amino acids. The transcript is spliced from 3 exons.